Molecule: messenger RNA, 2368 nt
Organism: Hymenoscyphus albidus
Lineage: Eukaryota; Fungi; Ascomycota; Leotiomycetes; Helotiales; Helotiaceae
Source: the annotation of a GenBank genome assembly
AUGGAAAAUACAGGAUUUGGAGCUCCUACUCCGCUGGAGGAUCCACAAGGCGAAGGCAACCCUCCAGAAGAUCGCGAACCUACAAUUGCAUCCACAGAAUACGAUGCUCGGUCCGCGAACAAUGAGCGUCUUCUCGAGCACAAGAUCAUAUCAGAGAACUUUCGAGUUAACAAGACGGAAAAACACUUGAUGGAAAGAGCCAGAUCUUUUCAUCUGCAAUUGCCACCACCAGAGGACCAACCCCAUCUUGAUCAACCUCUUUCUAUGACACGUCCACCAGGAUAUGAACGCAAUAUCUUAUUUCAUAAUGAGUUUCAAAACGAGUUUCAACAAGAACAGUUCUCGAGCAAAAAGAAAAAGUUAACAAAUACCAGUUUUCACUCCCAAUCCUUUCCUCCCGCUGAAUUCACCCACUUCGUAAGAAAUUCACUGCUUGUAUAGUUCUUCACUAACAGAUCGCAGGACAUAUUCCAGGAGCCUUCAUCGAUGACCAGUGGCAAUAUCAAAAACACACCAUCCCUUCCGAAGCUUAUUACCAGUUUCACUGAUUCGGGUCUUGAAGAUUCCUUGGAACCUCGCCAAUUGCAAGAAGUUCAGGAACAGAGCAUCUUGUCUGCCACGACCGAGCCGCUUCAAGAUGUUGUCACGGUCACGGAACAUGAGCCAAGCUCAUAUGAAUCCUCAUUCAAGGGCAGUAGCACAAAUGAACGCUUGAACACCCCAUCUUCACCACCAUCUGCCACGCGCAAGACUUUGAGCGCCUCUCCGGUGAAUGCUCAACGGAAACGAAAGAGAGCCAGCAAGGACGAUCCCAUACCAUACGUACUGUUGCCUUUUGGACCACACAGCAAUCUUCCCAGCGGACACUUGGCGCCAACUAUAGCGCAAUGCAAUCCACGCAAUCCGCCGUACAUUCCUACUCGUCGGACCCUAGGUAAACAGUCCAAUCCGCAUGUUAUUGUGGACAACGAAGUCGGGGUUGAAAGCGCUCCUUCGAAUAUAAAUGUGCCAAAGGAGGUGGCCAGUGCGUGGGUCGUCUCGCUUCCUGAGGAGACUGGUGGUGCCAACCGCGUCACCACAUAUCACCACCCACCAUCGCAGGCUCAACAAAUUGGACCAAGGAUGUCGAACUCGUCUCAAGCCCCUUCUCUCGUACCAGGCGUAGCCGGUACUGUACCAAGGUCCUCUCGCGUCCAAUCGCAAGCUUCGAGCAUGGCAUCGCAGCCCUCUGGUAUGUUAUUCCACUCUGAUCUAUCGGAUACCCAAUUGCUAACUCUAUUCCAAGCUCCUUCACCACUAGACCCGCACCAAUCGCUCCUCCAACCCGCCCAAUUCUUCCGCGGCAAAAUCCCUGACAUCACACGCCUCAUCACCAACCUGAACACCUGGGGAAACACCAUCGAUCCAACCAAUUGCACCGCAAUUGAGCGGGAAGUCCAAAUGAUGGCCAAGGACUCCGCAAUCCUCUCUGUCCUCUCCCUCUCCUACCGAGCCUUCGAAUGGUUUACCAAGUUCGCCCCCAUCAAGUUCCCCGCCUUCCUCGCACAGGGCAAAUCCUUCCUGACCCAACGAGACGAUCUCAUCAUCGAGAACGCCUCCCUCAAGGCCCGCAUCGAGGUCUUUGAGAAGGAACGCGCCCUCCGUGAGGAGGCUGACAUGAAGGCCAAGCCGUACAUCCUACCAAAAGCCAACCGUCUGUACGUCUUCGGCAAUCUCCCCGAGGCGGAGAACCCUCUUUUCCGCUGCCAGGCGAUGAAGGAUGGGGAGGUUUGUGGGGCGCACAAUCGCUUCUAUGUCAAGGAUAAGGAGAUCUCUUUUGUGUGGAUCGAUCGCGUCAAGUGUAGCAAGUGUAGACAGAAGUUUGGGUGCUCGGUGGAGUUUUUGGAGCCGGAGAAGGCGAGUGGUGAGAUGGCGUUUUUGGGAAGGGUAUGUUUUCAUUUUCUAUUCAUUACUCUUCUAUACAUUCUGUAUACUUUUUCUAUGCCUUCAUCAUGUCUUCACCAUAUAUUCAUUACUAACAUAAUCAUAGACUCCCACCAAAUUCCAACCCCAUCCUCAACCUCAACCUCCCACCCAACAACCCCCCGUUCCUACGCCCGCCCCCGCCGUCUCCGGUAUCUUCUCUGCGCCUCCCAUUCGUUCGGGUGCUCUCUCUGCCCUUUCCAUGCCAUCGAUCGAUGGUUCUACUCCUAUCUUUGCGCCUGUUCCUGGUCCCGCUCCCGUUCCUGCCAUUUCUCCUGUCUCCGUCCCCGAAAACGACGAUAACAACGAUGAUAUGGAGAGUCUUUUUGGUGCUGACGAUGGGGAGGAAGGGGGAAGUGAUGCGGAGCUGGAAGCUGCUUUGCGUGCUGCUUUGGAGGAGGAAUAG